AUGCGAAGAUAUUUACUGUUGACCACAUUAUUGUUGUGGAAGCAAGAUCCUGUAAACAGUGUGCGUAUCCUAGAACUACGCGUACCUGCCCACGUUGCAGAAGGAGGUGAAGCGAUAUUAGGGUGCCAGUAUGACAUGGAAGGCGAUGUACUAUAUUCUGUCAAGUGGUACAAAGAUGGAAGGGAAUUCUACCGCUACAUACCAAAUAGUAAACACCCUAUCAGUCACUUUGCAACACCAGGAGUUAUGGUUGAUGUCAGGCGAUCAUCAAACACGGUGGUGACAUUGAUUCAUUUAAGUCGAGACUCCUCCGGCCUUUACCGUUGCGAAGUGUCCGGUGAAGCACCACACUUCGCCACGGUGUAUGAUGAGAAAUACAUCACGGUACACUUGCUCCCUGAAACAGGACCUCAGCUGACAGGAUUACAAGAAAAAUAUAACAUAGGGGACCGAGUUAGAGCUAACUGCACAUCAUCAGGUUCACGGCCUGAGGCUCAAAUAAAAUGGCUCAUUAAUAAUAGGGUGGCUACGAAAAAUCAUCUCCGCGGCCCCUGGUACAGAACAUCGCUACGACCCGAUGCAAUCGAAACCAUAUUGGAACUUAACUUUAUCGUGGGAUCAAACCACUUUAGACUAAAUACUAUGGAUCUGAAAUGCCAAGCGACGAUAGCUCCAUUAUACCAGAAAGAGACAGAACAUAGGGUGAUACGAUAUGAAAUCCCUGAGCUUAAUUCAAAUACGGAGCAACCAAAACUAGGAGAACAGUCAACGCCAACUUUUCCCGAGUUUGGUGACACAAGUCAGUUACAAUUCGAUGAUGAUAAAGAUCAAGCAACGACUUCAUCACAAUUAAACUUUUGUUUAUUAUUAUUAAUUACUUUUCUACAGCUGACUGCGUGA
Parnassius apollo (apollo) is the source of this 900-nucleotide messenger RNA. NCBI's taxonomy places the organism in Eukaryota, Metazoa, Arthropoda, Insecta, Lepidoptera, Papilionidae. The record is from the annotation of a GenBank genome assembly.